Molecule: messenger RNA, 2525 nt
Organism: Corythoichthys intestinalis (scribbled pipefish)
Lineage: Eukaryota; Metazoa; Chordata; Actinopteri; Syngnathiformes; Syngnathidae
Gene: nck2a
Product: NCK adaptor protein 2a
Exons: 4
Coding region: 263-1453 (396 amino acids)
Biological process (GO): cell migration; signal transduction; positive regulation of translation in response to endoplasmic reticulum stress
Molecular function (GO): signaling adaptor activity; receptor tyrosine kinase binding
Source: RefSeq, a predicted model, not a curated record
GCUUAUUCGUGUGAAUGCGGUGUGGAAGGCUGCUGGUGGUGGGGGCGUCUGCGACAGAAAAAUAGGAAUAUUGUAUUACUUAAACAGUACAGUUUGUGAUUCAUUCAAAACUAAAAAAUUGUAAAAGACACCAUCUGGUGUAUUUAAACGUCCAUUGUUCAGCUGAAUUACUUUUGCCUGGCGUUAUUUUUUCCACGGGUGGUGCAGUCUGGAGUGUCGCCGUUUCUCCCUGGAGCCAACACUAAGGGGGACUCCAUGAAAGAUGACAGAGGAGGUGAUUGUUGUAGCCAAGUGGGACUACACUGCCCAGCAGGACCAGGAACUUGACAUUCGAAAAAACGAGCGUCUUUUCCUGCUGGACGACUCCAAAACGUGGUGGCGUGUCCGCAACGCUGCCAACCAGACAGGCUACGUGCCGUCCAACUAUGUGGAGCGCAAGAACAGCCUGAAGAAAGGCUCACUGGUGAAGAAUAUCAAGGACACACUAGGUUUGGGAAAAACAAAAAGGAAAACAAGUGCCCGUGAUGCUUCGCCUACGCCGAGUUCUGACACGGAAUACCCCACCAACGGUGGCGGCGGGAUGGGAGGAGGAGGCGGAGGAGGAGCGGCCGAGAGAAUCAACGACCUCAACAUCCCUGCCGUGGUCAAAUUCGCCUACACAGCGGAGAGGGACGAUGAGCUGACCUUAAUGAAGGGCUCCCGGGUGGUGGUGAUGGAGAAGUGCAGCGACGGGUGGUGGCGAGGCAGCCAGGCAGGACGUGUGGGCUGGUUCCCUUCCAAUUACGUGCAGGAAGAGAUGGUAGGGGCAGACGACGGAGGGGAGGUUGACACCUCACGGAUAUACCAUACUCAAGGGACCAUGCUAGCUAACGGGAGCAUCAGCGUAGGCGUGCUGGACCUGGUGCAGACCCUCUACCCCUUCAGCUCCGUCACAGAAGAGGAGCUCAACUUUGAGAAGGGCGAGGUCAUGGAGGUGGUGGAGAAGCCAGAGAACGACCCCGAGUGGUGGCGGUGUCGGAACUCGCGCGGCAUGGUGGGGUUGGUACCUAAAAACUAUGUGACGGUACUGGACGAGCGACCCGGCCCUUCGCCGUCGGCGACCCUCUCUCCGCUUAAACGCCACGUGACCACAGCACGCUCAGGGAAGUUCGCAGGGAGGGACUGGUACUACGGCAACGUCACCCGACACCAGGCCGAGCGUAUUCUGAAUGAAAGAGGAGACGACGGCGACUUCCUCAUACGGGACAGCGAGUCGUCGCCCAGUGACUUCUCGGUGUCCCUGAAGGCGGCGGGCAAGAACAAGCACUUUAAAGUGCAGCUGUGCGAUGGCGUCUACUGCAUUGGCCAACGCAGGUUCACGUCCAUGGAGGAGCUGGUGGAGCACUACAAGAAAGCCCCCAUCUUCACCAGUGAGCACGGAGACAGGCUGUAUCUUGUCAAAGCACUGCUGUGAAACACAUCUACAUACACACUGGAUCUCCCUCUAACAAACACAUGCAGACGUGUACAACCGUACUUCUUGACUGUUUUAUGAACGCAAGCCUUAUCUGGACCUCCUCUGGUAGCAGCCAUGUUUACCCACAUCCUUUGUCGCCCUCCAGUGGCCGUCAGCUGAGUCGCCCUCUUAUUUUUGUCCAGCAGGUGCGCACUGAGGCCUUGUCUCCCUCUCCCAGGGGUCUUAAAACUAUCUGUGAUGUCAUGCGUGCCACGUUUAAAUACGACCUAACACCAUCGCUCUUAACUCAAACCCAUCUAAAUUGGUUUAUUUUAUUUUUGUGGGGCGGGUUGAGGAGAGUUUUCAUUAACUUCAUUUAAAUUCCUCUUCAGAGGUGUCCAUUGUUGUGACGACUUCAGUAAGUGACCAGAAUCACUAUCUUGCCUUUUUUCGCACUAUUUGAACAGUUUUCACUUCACUUAAUAGUUACACUAAUGCCACAAAUUGUUUAGUUAGUGAGUGUAAGCAAAUAUAACGGCAACUUUCAGGACAUCGCCGUGUGGACCGCAUCUGUUUGUCAGUGCAUCAAUAUAAACUUCAGACUUUAGUUCUAAUUUACUUGCACUAAUGAAUGCAGUAAUGAGAUGGAACCGAGCAACAAAAAAAUGGACUUUCCAUGGCCGGUCUGUGUGCCAAAUGUUUGUUGUGUCAAAAAACAAACGCUCAAAGGAAGACAAAACAUGAUAAAUAAGGGCAACCUGGCUAACCCUACCAAACACUUUAACUGUUGUUUUCAGUUUGUUUACUGAUUUUUUUUUUUAAUACAUACUCUAUCUGAAUGUUCUCAAGCUUUAUUUAAUUUUUGUCUCCACUGUAUGUAUAUAUUCUCAAUAAGGCAUCAACUAUGGUACUGUAUCACUGACAACGUGAUGAUGACAACUGAAAUGUUCCUGUUCAAUAAAGGUUUUUGAAGAACAUUAAAACCACUUUGAGGUGUCAAUUCUUGCUUUUUAGUUUAACACCGGAUGUGUCGGUGGUAGACGUGCAGAUUACCGGUUUCAAGGUAAUAGGGGUGUGACAAAAUAUCGAA